UCGAUCCAACAUGGAGUGAGGAGAAGAUGGGGCUCGUCAGGGGCCGUCCACGCCGACACCCGAGCACCAUCCCCGGUCACUGCCGUCCGGGACGAGGAGGACGAAGCGGGUUUGCGAUGCGCCGGUUGGAUUGAGGCGGAAGGAGGAGGAAGAGGGAGUCAGCAUCCUCAAAGCGGAGCGCGAGACGACCGGAAGACGCCCGAGAGCCGCACGCGCUGCUGCGGAGGCCCGCCAAACAUGGAGACACUGGCGGGAAAUCAUUGUCACAGCACGUGAACGUGGACAAACAUGAACGAGGACGCGCGCCCAGAUGAUGACAGCUACAUCGUACGCGUCAAAGCGGUGGUGAUGACGAGAGACGACUCCAGCGGCGGCUGGUUGGCACAAGAUGGCGGCCUGAGCAGAGUGGGUGUGUGCAGGAUCGUGCCGGCCGGCCUGCUUGGACGCAACACCUUCCUCAUCCACGGAGAACGACUCCGAGACAAACAGGUGAUUCUGGAAUGUUUCUUGAAGAAGGAUCUGGUCUACACUAAAGCCACGCCCACUUUCCAUCACUGGAAGGUGGACAACAGGAAGUGUGGUCUGACAUUCCAGAGUCCGGCUGAUGCUCGAGCCUUUGAUCGCGGGGUGAGGAAGGCCCUGGAGGACCUGACCGAAGGUAGGAAGUUUGAGGAUGCGUUCAAGGCCGCUGAAAUGCCGCCAUGUUUGGUCAACACGAUGUCGCUAUCCUCUUCAGGGUCGACCACUUCGUCGUCGACGCUGCAGAACGAGGCCGAACUUGGCGAUGAUGACGUGUUCACGACCGCCACUGACAGUUCCUCCAACUCAUCUCAAAGGCGGGAACCCGUCAUGCACACGCUGGCGCCGCUCACCUUCUGCGAGCACCGCCGUCACCACUGCAUCCUGGGACACUUGUACGACCAACACCGACCUUCCGACCACUACUUCCUGGACCAGGCGGUGCACAUGUUCCCUCGCCACGUCAGCUUCCAGUUCGAGGAGGAAAUCGUACGUAUCAACCCUCGAGAGCGAGCCUGGCUCACCGGCUACGAGGAUUACCGUCACGACUCUGCCACACGAGAUAAACUCUUGCUGUCCGGUACGCCGGACGCUUAUAUGCACUUCGCUAAGAGCGAGGCGCCCAAACGCGACUACAGCUACCCGUAUCCGUUGGCGUGUGACGUGCAGCGAGGCUGCGGCGCCAAAACCGCCUGUCUCGACCGCAGCGGCGGCGGUGCACUGAGUAGGGCGGUGACGGUGCAGCCUCAGGCCAAGCGGAGAAAGGAUGGCGAGCGUCUGCGUUGCGUCUACUGUCAGGACAUGUUCCACCACGAGGACAAUGGGCGGGGCCGUUGCCAAGAGGCGCCCGACCCCAUCCACGUGUGCAUCCGGCGGGUCAGCUUCAUGUGGUGCGCCGACAGCUUGCUGUACCACUGCAUGUCCGACCCCGAGGGCGACUACUCCGACCCGUGCUCCUGCGACACCAGCGACGAGCGCUUCUGCCUGCGCUGGAGCGCCCUGGUGGCGCUGUCGCUGCUGGCGCCGUGCAUGUGCUGCUACGCGCCGCUCACCGCCUGCCACCGCUGCGGCGUGGCUUGUCGCUGUUGCGGCGGCAGACACAAAGCCGCCGGCUGAGGCGGGUCGCGUCCCCCCCCUCCCCCCGCCCCUCCGCCGCUGUGAUUUUAAGUGUUGUGUCUUGUUGUCUUUGUCGCGUUGUUCGAGUACCACGAUGGCGGUUGUUCUUCUUUGUUGUUUGUCUUUUAAGGCUUCAGCGGAAGUCCUGUUUGAUGCUCUCAGAGGGAACAAACAUGUUAUUUUUAUAAGUCAAGCGGGCUGUUAGCCUAGCUUAGCAUAACACUAACCCAAAAUACAACAUCGUUCUGCUCCGCUGAGCAGGCGGGAAAUACUUUGCUUGGUUGCCAUGGUAACAACUUGUGUCACUUCAUUGCUGCGCCCUUAAAGCUUAGCCUAUUCGCCAAUCACAGUUAAGCAGACACUGUUGUCGCCCUCUGCUGGUCAUUCCGGAGAAUGCACCUCGGGAGGGAAUACGCUGGAGUAGGGAGGUCGCGUGAGGUCACCGCCAUGGCAACGUCAUCAUCAUCAUAAUCAUAAAACACAAACGUGAUGCGAUCAAACUCUACGUGACAUUUGCAGUAAAUGAUAAUAAAUAAUAAUAUAAAAUAAUAAUCUAAUAAUAUAUAUUAUAUAAUAAUAUAUAAAAUAAUAAAAUAAAUAGUGAUAAUAAAUAAUAUAAAAUAAUACAUACAAUAUUAUAUAAUAAUAUAUAAAAUAAUAAAAUAAAUAGUGGCAAUAAUAAUUAAUAUAAAAUAAUAUUAUAUAUAUAAUAUUAUAUAAUAAUAUAUAAAAUAAUAAAAAAUAAUGAUAUUAAUAAAAUAUGUUUUAAGGUAAUUCCACUAGCAUUCCACAUGGAGGAGAUUCCCAUGUUUAUUUUUGUAGCGGUGGCGAGGAAAAGUCUGAUGUGCGUCCGCGUUGCUGUGGAAGAAAGUGCCUGAAGCUCAUCAUGUGCAUCGUCAUUCUUGUGUGUAUAUAUACAUCGAUAUAUACAUAUAUAUAUCGAUAUAUAUAUAUAUAUAUAUACACAUACAUGACAUUUUUCACAACACUUUCGCCACACACACAUACACAACAAUGUACAUAUAUACAGUAAAUGAAUGAAUGAAUGGACAAAGUGUACAUUUUCGGUUCUAUUUUUUUAUGGUGUCUAUAAUAAUGGAUGUAAAUGUCUAACUACUGUGUGUUUGUGUGUGUGUGUGUGUGUGUGUUGGAGACAAUCAUAUGUUGGUUUUUACCAAAAGAUAUUGCAAACGUCUUGUGUGAGAAAGUGUUUCAUCAUCUCAACAUGACAAAAUAAAGGUGGAAAAAAGACUCAUUUCAAGGACGGUCUAUUUGAAGUUAGGAUUGGAUCUAUUUAUAUCUACUGUAUGAACGACCAUGAACGACUAAGCGCUAACACAAACACGCA
Messenger RNA from Doryrhamphus excisus (bluestripe pipefish), 2983 nucleotides. The record is from RefSeq and is a predicted model, not a curated record. NCBI's taxonomy places the organism in Eukaryota, Metazoa, Chordata, Actinopteri, Syngnathiformes, Syngnathidae.